UGGCAGGAGCUGUCCUCCUUUCUUUCUUCCCCUCUCUCAUAGCUCCAUUACACCAUCCCCAAUUUCUCGCUUGCUUGUUGCCUACACAUUUCCCAUCUCUCUCUCUCUCUCUCUCUCUCUCUCUCUCUCUCUCUCUUCCCGUUUCCCCAACAGAGAGCCAACACCUUCCUUGCUCUCUCAGUUUCUCUAUGCUGCUUAAGAACUCAAAUUUUUGAGUGUUUUUCUAAUUGAAUUCAAGAACCCAGAAGGAGUAGGAGAAGAGAGGGAAACAUGAGUGCUUCGAGGUUCAUCAAGUGCGUCACCGUUGGUGAUGGUGCUGUUGGCAAGACGUGCAUGCUUAUCUCCUACACCAGCAACACUUUCCCUACUGAUUAUGUGCCCACAGUGUUCGACAAUUUCAGUGCAAAUGUGGUUGUUGAUGGGAGCACAGUCAAUCUAGGGUUGUGGGAUACAGCUGGCCAGGAGGAUUAUAAUAGAUUAAGACCUUUGAGUUAUCGUGGGGCAGAUGUUUUUCUGCUUGCUUUCUCUCUCAUUAGCAAGGCCAGUUAUGAAAAUGUUGCAAAGAAGUGGAUUCCUGAAUUGAGGCAUUAUGCACCUGGAGUACCAAUUAUUCUUGUUGGGACCAAGCUUGAUCUCCAAGAUGAUAAGCAAUUCUUUAUAGAUCACCCUGGUGCAACACCCAUUACCACUGCUCAGGGGGAGGAACUAAGAAAGCUAAUUGGGGCUCCUGUUUACAUUGAAUGCAGUUCUAAAACUCAGCAGAAUGUGAAAGCUGUCUUUGAUGCAGCCAUUAAAGUGGUUCUCCAGCCACCAAAACAGAGGAGGAGAAAGAGAAGAAAGGCUCAAAAGGCCUGCUCCAUAUUAUGAUUGAGAAAAGCUGUGGAAGGAAAACAUGACAUUUAGGCAUCAAUCCCGUUAGUCUUUACGUUUUCUCAUCUUCAGUAAACGGCAGGAUUUGUUCUUUAUAUCUACUAACAUAACUAGGAAGCACUUAUAAUCAAGUUGCAAAUUUGUCACGUUCUGGGUUGCAUUUUGAUUUGUAUAUGAAUGAUUAUGUAUGUUAGCAUGCACACCCUUCUGUUUCUUUAGGUCAUUCUGCAUGUUAUUGACUGACGUGGGGAUAAGUUCUCUGAUAUAUUCAUCUGUUUCCUCUUGUAUUAUGUAUGAUCUGUAUUUGAGUUGGUGCAUCUGAAAAAUCUUAAUAUGAUUAUGCUUUUUGUUAGAUUA
Messenger RNA from Manihot esculenta (cassava), 1227 nucleotides. Its product is annotated as rac-like GTP-binding protein 5. Gene Ontology annotation, biological process: establishment or maintenance of cell polarity; small GTPase-mediated signal transduction; regulation of actin cytoskeleton organization. The transcript is spliced from 7 exons. The record is from RefSeq and is a predicted model, not a curated record. Bases 271 to 867 code for a protein of 198 amino acids. NCBI's taxonomy places the organism in Eukaryota, Viridiplantae, Streptophyta, Magnoliopsida, Malpighiales, Euphorbiaceae. Gene Ontology annotation, molecular function: protein kinase binding; GTP binding; GTPase activity. Gene Ontology annotation, cellular component: cytoskeleton; cytoplasmic vesicle; plasma membrane.